AUGUUUCAAUUUAUAUCGACAGCAGGCUUUGUGUUCCUGUUCAUCACCUGCCUAGCCUUUAUUCUCCUCACUGCGCUCCCAAUCUUUGGCCAAUUGGUCUUCAUCGACGAUGUUAACCUACGAAUAUGGGAUUUUGUCCUAUUUGGACUUCCUUAUCUUGUCACGGCAUUAGCGGUCUUUGUAUGCGGUCUCCAACGCCAGUAUAUGCUUACCUAUCGACUGGAACGUGUCCCGCGAGGGUCAAUUGUCCUCCAGACAGACGACGCCCCACGCGACGUUGUUGACCUCGUUCGCACAGAGUAUCUACGCUGCUCGGCGAUAGCCUACGAAGCUCUUCCAACUACAGGAAGUCAACCAGGAUGGGGCCGGCCGGGAACCAUUUACGAUGGCAUGAAUUUUAAGAGGGCUUUCCUAGAUGCCGUGGAGAAAAUCGACGCUACCGCACGGGAAAUCCUACCUUCGCUCCCAAGGAUGCCGUAUCCUUUCCAACUAUGUGUGCAUCUGAGGCCCUUGCUUGGAAUAUUACCAGAAGCGGAGAAAGAAGCCAAGGAGAUUGAUAAAUUUGUGCGACUAGUCGUCUAUUCAGAGAACGGGCAAGACGAAGUUGUUGGCGAGCGGUUGCGUCAUAGCGAGGCCAAGUCUGCAACCGAAAUGACAGAAGAAGAGUAUGAAAGAGCGAUGGUUGCCGUCAAUGGGUUGCAGGCAAUACUCGGCAAAGAGAAGCAGUAUCUUGAAUCUGACUAUAGCUCUGUGUCUGACCAACUGUCCGAGUCACGCUCGAUGAGCCACCGACGGCGGAGUAGUGUAUACGGAAGCGAGAGACAGCGACGGAUGGACUUUCGAUAUGAAGUGCAGGAGCCAUAUGAUGAUCGACUAGACAGUGGGUUUCGCUUCGGGAGGCUGUAG
Messenger RNA from Serendipita indica DSM 11827, 906 nucleotides. Lineage: Eukaryota; Fungi; Basidiomycota; Agaricomycetes; Sebacinales; Serendipitaceae. The record is from the annotation of a GenBank genome assembly.